Molecule: messenger RNA, 4686 nt
Organism: Chelmon rostratus (copperband butterflyfish)
Lineage: Eukaryota; Metazoa; Chordata; Actinopteri; Chaetodontiformes; Chaetodontidae
Product: claspin
Exons: 24
Coding region: 183-4223 (1346 amino acids)
Biological process (GO): mitotic G2 DNA damage checkpoint signaling; activation of protein kinase activity; mitotic DNA replication checkpoint signaling
Molecular function (GO): anaphase-promoting complex binding
Source: RefSeq, a predicted model, not a curated record
ACAGGCGGGAGGAAGAGGAGCAGCCGGGCUAAACGCUUUCUAAAUGUGCUUUAAACGGCUAAAAUAGCCUUUGUCUCGCAGACAUUUACUUUUCCACCUCUGUUGUGGCUGCCGAGAUUCGACGAAGAGUUGUCUCCGCUGGUUUAUUUCGCAGAGGAGCAUAAAGUAGCCGGCGGACAAAGAUGAGCCUGGUCCUUUCUCAACAACAGGCGGAGGGACUCCCAGCCGUGGCCCAAACUGCAACGGAGAGUGACUCGGACAGCGGCAUGGGCUCUCCAGCAGAGGAGAUGGUCACGGAGACAGCGAACAAUAAAGAAGAGCUUCCAGAUUCUGAUGACGAUGAAGACAUCACAGUUCACAGAAAGCCACAUCGUAAUGCCAUCAGAGACAGUGACAGCGAGGAAGAGGAGGCAGCUGGGGACAACAGUGUUCACAUGGCUGAAGCACUGGUCCUAUCUGCUUCCAGCGGAGAGGAGAUGGAGACAGCAGAGGAGAAGGGUGGGAGGAAAGAGAGAGGGGCGCAGAAGAGUAAGAGAAUAAGCCGAGCACCCAUUGACAGCGAAGGCAGUGAGCCCGAGCAAGAGAAAUGUGGAGAAAUAGAGGAGAAAGUGAGGAAGGAGACACAAUUGACAAAGGAACGGAAGAAAAGGGAGAAGAGUCAGAGGCAUCAAGAGAAAAAGGAGAAGCGUAGCAAAGCAGUGGAAAAACUGAAGAAGAAAGAGAGGUUCUCUGAAAUGAAUGAGAACACACCUGUCCCUCCGGCUCUGAACGACAGUGGAUGUCUGCUGGGUGACACAGAGCUGUUUGACACUGGUCUGGACGAUGAGCAAGAGGAGGAAGAAGAGUCUCUGGAGGCCAUCCGAGCUGCUGUCAAGCAAAAAAUGAAAAAAAACAAGAAUCCUCUCCUGGAUGAGGAAGAGGAUGAAGAUGAAGAGGCACCAGAGAAACCCCAGCGUGCGGAGAGGAAAGCUGCACGUGCCAGCAAAGAGGCAAUGAAGCAGCUCCACAGCGAGUCUCAGAGGCUGGUCAGAGAGUCUACGCUUGGACUGCCUUACCACAUCCCUGAGCCGAAGACCAUCGACCAGUUCUUUAAGAAGAGGGCCAGGCCGGCGGGUCCUGCCAUGGCACUGCUGAAAUCUACAAAGUAUUCAGCCGUGAUGUUGGAAACACCGUCGGCUCCUCCUCCACCUCCCCCCAACCCAGCCAGUGAUCCCCUGCAGCCAUCCACAGAGCAGGACUCUUCACCCUCUCUAGAUCUGUCCUCUACUCAGAUCCAGCCUAUACCUCACCCUGCCGCCACCUCGUCCCCGCAACAGGAGAGCCUCAACCAGGACAGAGAAGCAACCGCAAGCCUAGAUCCUGACCAGGAAUCCGUGCCGAUGCUUUACCUCUCCGAGAGUCUGCAGGAGUCGGUCACAAAUGACGAAGUAGUUAGACCUUCUUCUGACUCCGGAGAAGAAACCUCUCUUGCACCCUUAGAACAAGGCCAGACUGCAGUAAUGUCUGACUGUGACGCCCUGCAAAAAGAGCCCUUACCUGGUGCUUUGGUGGAGCCUUCAGCCACUCAGUGUGGGAGCGCCGAUCCAGCUGCUGCAGUGCCUUCAACAGAGCAACCCACCAAACCUAAGAAGGACAAAUUGGCCAUACUGAAGAAGCUUGGACUGGACCCCCCACCUGUUGCCAAAUUGUGUCCAGACGAGGGAGCCUUUGUUCAGCUCGAGCCUCCACAGCUCAACCCUGGUGUGGAGGCAUUGAAGGAGCGCUACCUUCGUCACGUCCAUGCGCCCACACGUCCUCAGGGAGAGCGCACGAUGCAGCUCAGCAUCAUCCGCAAAGACAGCACCCCGUCUGGUCAGGAAGAGUUGCACACUGAGUCAGUCGCUGUCACUGUUAAAGAGGGAGCAGAGGAGCCCGCAGCGACCAAACCAGGAGAGAAGCUGCGCACUCUGAAGCAGCGCCUGCAGUUCGCCAUGGCCCAGCGGAGACAGGAGGAGAGGGUACGCAAGGCCGAGCUGAUUCGCCUAGACAAUGAAGACUUUGGACAAGAGGAAGAGGAGGAGGAAGACAUGACAGACGAGUCUGAGGAAGAAGAGGGUGUAGAUGACUUACUGGGAGGUGAUGAUGGUGAGGCAGAAGAGGAGGAGGAGGAAGGCAGCGUGGCUCAGAGCAUCAGGAGCCCUUCUCCUGUAGCACAGACCGGACCCUCUUCAACUCCUGACCUAGUUAACACAGAUGGCACACUCAUGUUGUUCCCGGGAAACUCCUGCUCACGUACCGGAGAUGGUGUAAGAAGGUCUGGUCCUUCUGGACAGGACAGCAGCAAUAAGAUGGAAGAGGACGACUCUCUGUCCCUGGUGAAAGACAACAGCCACAACAGCAGCUUUGAGCUCGCAGGAUCUAUGAUAACCUCCUACCAGCCUGUCAAUCAUCAGCGCUCCACAGGAAGAAGCGCCAACGCCAACUCCAACUCCUCCAUUUUCCGCUCGCCUUCUCCCUGCCUGUUCAGGCCCAGCUUCCUCGGCUCUGCCUCCAAAAGUUCAGGAAAACUCUCCGAGCCCUCUCUCUGCCUCCCUGUUGAGGACUCCCAAGAUUUGUAUGCACCUCCAUCCCCAGGAGCAGAUUCGGUGCCCCUGGGUGGAGCAGCUUCCGGCCCUGGUCUGGGAGGAGACUCCCAAGGCCGCUUCUCCCUGGAGGAUGACACCCACUCCCAGUUGCUAGAUGCAGACGGCUUCCUGAACGUGGGGCCACGCCUUGGUGCGCCUCGCUCCCACAAAAGACAGUUGAUCCUCGACAGCCUGGAUGAGAACGCAAUGGACGCCAACAUGGGGGAGCUGCUGGGGAUGUGUUCUGGCGUUUUCGGGACAGCGGAGAGCGGCUCGAGUCGGGCCGGAGGCCUCGGAGCAACGCAGGAGGAUGAGCUGCUCGGGCUGUGCUCCGGAGCGUUUCCACCGACACAGGCCGGAGAGGAGCAGGUGGAAACAGGAAAGAGCAAGGAGACAGGACAUGAUGAAGGAUCUGAUAAUACCAUGGAUCAGCUGCUGGGACUCUGUUCAGGGAAAUUUCCAAGUCCAGGUUCUGCUCACUUGGCUUCACCCACACAAGACAGUAAAAAUAAGCCAGAGGAGGAAGAGCAGGAGGAGGAGGACUGCGAGUUCCGGCUUCUGUCAGAUGUGGAAAGUCACAGUGAACAGGAGGACAAUGAUGACGAUGAAGAUGAGGAUGGAGAGGAGGACGAGGCAAGUGGUGGUGAGGAAGAGGACAACGAUGUAGAAGAGGAGGAGAUGCAGGGUGUGUUUGCACCGCGCCGGGUUAAGAAAAAGAAGAAAAUGCGUUUGGCGGACUACCUGGACUCAGAGGCUGAGCUGUCAGGCAGUGACGUGGGCAGCGACGAUGAGGACAAUGACCGAGGCAGCGAAUACGAGGAAGAGGAGCUUCUUGAAGAGCUUCCCUCUGAUGAAGAGCUGCAGGACCAGGUCAACAAGAUCCACAUGAAACAAGUAAUGGAUGAUGACAAGCGACGUCUGAGGCUCUACCAGGAGCGGUACCUCGCCGACGGCGACCUGCACUCUGACGGGCCGGGGCGAGCUCGCCGCUUCCGUUGGAAAAAUAUUAAUGAUGGUUUUAACAAAGACGAGACAGGAGCAGAGGAAGAGGAGGAGGAAGAUGAUGACGUGGACCAGUCUGAGGUCCAAAGGAGGAAGGAGAGACUGGAGAGAGAACAGUGGCUCAGAGAGCAGUCUGAACACAACGCCAAGAAAGGGGAAGAUCUGGAUGCAGACGAUGAGAAGAUUGGAGAGGAAGACAGUCGCUUUAUGAAGGUGGCCAAGAAACUGACUGUCAAGACUCUGCAGAGGAAAGAACGUCCUGUGGCACCACAACCAGAGAAGACCUCAUCAGCUCUGAACCCCUUCCAGAGGCCCUCACAGCCCUUACAGGUGAGGAGAGGUUCAUUACUGAGUCAGCCUCAAUCCGUCCUCCAAAAGCUGGCUUCGAUCUCAGAGGGGAAUCCUCUGGCGCCCAGAAACAGCAGAGGGUUCCUGUUCCAGACUCUGUCGCCUGAGAAGGACAACUCGACCUCAGAUGCUCCCCAGAAACAGAUGAUGAAGAAGAGGGGGCCGGUGGGAACAGUGAACCCGGCAGCAAAGAGGGUCUGCAGGGAGAACAAACCUGCUGGACAGACUAAAGGCCCCCAGAGGAGCAUCUUCAACUUCCUGGACCACUGAGGUCUAAAUGCACUAACUGAACGAUAAUUCAUCAGCAGGCUGGAAGCACACUGAUAAAAGUCAGAACCGACAGUGUUUCAGGAGCCAGUAAGACUUAACGGAUGAAGCGGGUGGUGACAUGAUGGUUACGUGAUGUCCUCCCCUCUUGCCUCAUUAAUGAAACACACAUACAGAUGGUUGUAGGUGUGUUGUUUGCAUCGUCUUAAAAUGACAAACUGAAGGCAUCUUUUGUUGUCUUACUUUUCCUACACGCAUUUCCUGUCUGGUGGAUCAGCUCGUGUGUCUAAAUUUUGAAUCUGUUACGCCAUCAGAAGCGUUCUUCUGUCACAUCUUGACUUAAUUUGAGCCGAGGAGUCCAUUUAGAGAUGUUUUAUCAUGUAUAUAUGAUUGAUUUGGAUUUUAAAGGUUUGGAAAUGUUUUGUAUGAUGGUUUAAAUGUAUUUCUUUUACAUUGUAAAUAAAAG